Molecule: messenger RNA, 633 nt
Organism: Mangifera indica (mango)
Lineage: Eukaryota; Viridiplantae; Streptophyta; Magnoliopsida; Sapindales; Anacardiaceae
Product: late embryogenesis abundant protein 7-like
Exons: 3
Coding region: 41-436 (131 amino acids)
Source: RefSeq, a predicted model, not a curated record
AAUUCAUUAAUUACCGAGCAAAUUACAGUCUAUUUAGAAAAUGGCAAGCCAGCAAGCUCGUGAAAACAUUCCCCACACUGCAGGUGGCCAAGCUCAGAUGAAGAAGGAUGAAGCCAUGAACCAGGCGUCUCAAGCUUCCCAUGCAGCUCAAGAGAGCGCCAGUGCUUACACCACCCAAACCUCCAACUAUCUCCAGGAGAAAGGCGUGCAAGUGAAGAACAUGGCACAAGGAGCUGGAGAGCAAAUGAAGAGCAUGGCUCAAGGAGCAGCUGACGCAGUGAAGAACACUCUUGGAAUGAACGCAGGCAAUGAAAGUAACCCAAAUAAUCCAACAAACUCAAGUGCUGCAAAUAACCCAAGUGGCCUCAAUGCCGCCAGUAACCCAGCCAACCCAGGUGGCGCCACUGCCGCCAGCAACCCAUCUACUAGAAUUUGAAGGGGUGAUUCCAAGCUGGCUCAAGCUCAAACAAUAUGUUGACUUGAGUUUGAUUUUGGUUGGUGUUUGCAUAAACUUUUGUGAUACCUAGUGUCACUGAUUAUUUGCCAUCUCUAUUGUGAAGAUGGAGUACUUGAUUAUGAUUUUUGUAAUGUUGAUGAUUUGAUUAAUAGAAUUUAUCUAUUUAUUUAUCUUUA